CUGGGGGGUGUCUGGGUUGCCUGGGGGGUGCCCAGGGUGCAUGUGGCUGCUGGGAGUGCCCCCUGAGCCCUGCCCCGUGCUGCAGGCGGGGGUCCCGGCGGGGGUCCCAGAGGGGGACCCGACAGAUGCCACGACGGGGGACGGGCGCGUGCGGGCACUGCAGAGGGAGGUGCAGGGGGUCACCACCAUCAUGACCCAGAACGUGGAGCGGAUCCUGGCACGGGGGGAGAACCUGGAGCAGCUGCACAGCAAGAGCCAGGACCUGGAGGCCACCUCGGAGCACUUCCGCACCACGUCCCAGAAGAUGGCCCGGCGCUACUGGUGGAAGAACGUGAAGCUGCUCGUCAUCCUCAGCCUCGUGGGCGCCAUUGUCCUCAUCCUCAUCAUCCUCCUGGCCACUGGCACCAUCCCCACCUAGAGCCACCGUCCCAUGGGGACACGGCCACCCUGGAGCUGAAUACACACGGGGGGACGAGACAGA
Molecule: messenger RNA, 481 nt
Organism: Chiroxiphia lanceolata (lance-tailed manakin)
Lineage: Eukaryota; Metazoa; Chordata; Aves; Passeriformes; Pipridae
Gene: VAMP8
Product: vesicle associated membrane protein 8
Exons: 2
Coding region: 41-418 (125 amino acids)
Biological process (GO): SNARE complex assembly; vesicle-mediated transport; vesicle fusion
Cellular component (GO): plasma membrane; SNARE complex
Molecular function (GO): SNAP receptor activity; syntaxin binding
Source: RefSeq, a predicted model, not a curated record